UGCGUGCAUUUGACACUGACGCCACGGUAGGUUUGCUUUGCUGCUCGGAAGUGACGCCAUAUCAGUUAACCGGGUUGACGCUGGCUGGCCUGGGCAGCUAGUUCAUAUGGUAACGUUAUUCAGCGAACUUCCAUACUGGCACAGGUGAGGCAUCAACAUUGGGUCUUCUUUAUGAGAGAAAAUCAACGGAAAAGCAAUUGUAAUUAGAACUAAUAUGAGACUAAUAGAGAACAGGUUGGAUAGUAAAGUGCACGGUCCGUGUCAUGAAAAUAGUAGAAUUUUCAGCUAGCCAUCCAACAGCUAGCGAAGUAGCUAAUGCUUGCUCGUCAACCAUCCAAAUUCAGAAGUAUCUGGGAGAAUUUGUGCGCAUUUAGCUAACGUUAGUUAGUUGUUAUAGAACGACAUUACGCAUAGUUUUAGGGUUAAUUCGUCAGGCUGGUAUUUUAUUUGCAAGCAAUGUAGCUGAAUUGGCUAAUGCAAUUACAGAAGAUGAGCAAUUAUACACGUAAUACUUCAAAGACCACCAUUUGUAAUUGAACAAAUUAAGUCUACGUUCAGUAGCCUUCGCCACUGUUAGCUUGCGAAGCUAACGUUGCGUUUCUAUCUGGUUAGCUAGAGAGCGUUGCUAAGAUACUGCCACAUAUUUAUGCGAAGCUAGCUAAAGCGUAAGCUAUAUGACAAGGUUUCAUACUGGCUUCAGUCGUUCACACUAGUUUCUUAUGAAAGUUAAGUGCUAAGUGUUCACCAACGAAAAGCAGCAAGCGGAGUACAGCAUGGCCCGGAAAAACAUCCCUAAGGAUACGUCGGGUGUCGUUUUUGACACUCAUUCCAACAUGGUGAUGUCCCAGGGAGGAACGUUUGAGCGGAUGAAGGAGAAGAUAAACGCGGUGCGCGCUGUGGUCCCCAACAAGAGCAACAACGAGAUUGCCCUGGUUCUGCAGCACUUUGAGUACUGCGUGGACCGCGCUGUGCAGGCUUUUGUUGAAGGCAGCGCCGUGGAGAUCCUGAAGGAAUGGAAUGUCACCGGUAAAAAAAAGCCCAAAAAAAAGAAGAAGCCCAAACCCCAAGCCAAGGAGCCCGAGCCGGAGCCCGAGCCUGAGCCUGAGCCCACCCCCACCCCCUCUGAGUCCACCCUCCCUCCCGAGGCGCCCGACACUCUCAACGGGUUUCACGGCAACGGCUCCCUGGCCGCCGAGGGCGACUCUCUGGACUCCCUGAGCGAGCAGCUGGACUCCGUGUCGCUGGACGCCGAGCUGGACUCUGAGCCCGCCACGCCCGACCUGCCCGACCUCACAGCACCUGAAGCAGAGCUGCAUUCUGGAAGUCCUGGACUCCAUCAACAGGGUUCCCGCAACAACAAGUCACGUCCCAGACCUGGUUCCAGCUCUAGCUCCUCCUUCCUCCCAAAUGACCAAUCAGGCGCAUCUGCUGCAAAAAAAAUUGCCUCCAACAUUGACCGCUCGAUGAAGGACCUGCAGAGGUGUACGGCGUCUCUGACACGCUACCGUGUGCUGGUGAAGGAUGAGAUGGACUCCUCCAUCAAGUGCAUGAAGCAGACCUUUGCGGAGCUCCAGAGCUGUCUAAUGGACAGAGAGGUGGCACUGUUGGCUGAGAUGGAUAAAGUGAAAGCUGAAGCCAUGGCUAUUCUGGAUGGCAGGCAGAAGCGAGCAGAAGAACUCCGGCGUUUGACUGAUCAGUCAUCCUCCAUGUCUGAAGACCAGCUGAGCGAACUCCGCGCAGAUAUCAAGCACUUUGUUAGCGAGCGCAAGUAUGACGAGGAUCUGGGAAAAGCUGUGAAGUUCACCUACAGCCUAGAGCCCCUCAAGGCCAACAUGACGUCUUUUGGAGCAGUGUACCACCCUCAGACUGGGUAUUCCAGCCGCUCUCGCUGUAGCUCCUCCUCCUCUUCCCUCAUUGGCCCAGCAGCGGGGGCUCCCUCAGCAGCACCAACUUCUGCUUCUGCCCCCCCGGCUCAGGCUCCGCCUUCUGGAGGUCGCCCCAACCAGCCACACAGACAGGGUUACCAGGGUAAUCGGCGCGGAGGUCAACGCUUUAAUGGCUCCUACCACGACCGAAACCCUGGCCGGGGUGGCUAUCGUUACCCAGGAGAACGGUAUCAGGGUGACCGCUACCAUGGCGACGGCUCUAACUCUACUACCCACACCUGGGGCCCGACCUACUCUUCCUCUUACAGUCGACAUGAUCGUCCUGCUCAUAAUGGGCUUCCUCAGAGGCCUCCCCGAACCCCCUGCCCCUGACACGCACACCAAGCGCUCACAUCACAAACCCUCCCUUCUCACCCCCUCCACCCCUAGGCCUGGCCAACUUGUGCAUACACACUUACACACUUACACACACACACAGCGCUCCACUCAAACUAGAGUUGAAACUAGCUGAAGUCCUCAGAUCAGCUGAGCAGUGGAGCUGGCGCACAUGGGCCUCUGGAGUGCGUUGUCAUUGGCCAGUGGUGUCUGUGCACCUCCCCUUCCCUUCCCUCCACGUCUACACCCCAUCCCCCAUCCCCCUUCUCAUGAAGAAUCAAACUCAAGUUUACAUAUUCUCUGCUGAGCUCCAGUGCCACCUGUACAAUCUCCUCUCUUUCCUGUCCUGUGUCUGCAGAGCUUCUCUCUCGCUCUCUCUCUCGCUCUCUCCUUCACUGUAAAUCUCCAUCCCUCUCUCCAGAUGCCUCCUUUUUGUCUUUUUUGUUUUAAUCUUUUUAAUUCUUUUUGGUGUUGUUGACACCCAUGUACAUUCAUUCCAGAGACUAUUAGCAAACUAUGUAGUCUUACACUUGUAUUUGUUUAGUGCACUGUGUAAGGGCAUCUAAAACAUCUAAGCUUUAAUUUGAUCAUUUGUUUUUGUUUAUUUUGUCUUUAAAGAUCCAAAUCUUUGUGUUCUCUAUUCUUGUUAAAUGAGUUUUAGUUGUUUUUGUUUGUUUGUUCUGACCUGAGCUGUCUGUAGAGCUGAAGCCUGAGUGCUGUAGUUGUGGCUGGGAUGGGCUGGGCUGGGAGGCUGAGCUGCCAAACCCUCACUCUUCCUGGCUCAGAUGCUGCCUCACAGCCAAGAUCCCGCCCCCUCUUCCUCCUCCUCCUCCUCCUCCUCCUCCUCUGCCACGUGGAUCCACUAGGGCUGCACACUUUCUUUUUCUUCCCCCCCCUCCCACCGUCCAGCUGUCUGUGUGGAUGUGCAUGGCUGCACAAACAAACAAAACUGCUGACUUCCUACCGUGUGUGUGUGUGUGUGUGUGUGUUUGUGUGUGUGUGUGUGUGCGCAUAUGAAUGUGGAGAAGUAGAGAUCAGAUAUGUAUGUGACGUGGGUGCUUCCCAGAUAUGUUCCCUUUCCCAUGACUCACACGCUGGCUGAUCUUCAUGGUGGAGAUCCAACUGCACCCACGCUGGGAGUCGUCUGUAUGCAUGGAGAACUGGAAGGAUGCGUUGCUCUUUCAAAGUCUGGACAUGUGGAACUUGAUGUAGCCUUGGGAAGAAGUUCUCAGUUUCCUGUUGAGGUUGAUCUUUUCUGAAGGACCAACCUCAACAGGUUUUUUUUGUUUGUUUGUUUUGUUUUGUUUUGUGCAUGUUCAGCAAAGUACAGUGUAGAGGUGCUGAAGAAAAUGGGUUCAACCCCAUUAAUGCACAUCUUUAAUGUCUGAAGAAACGUUAGGCUAUAUAGUAUAUACCUCACUGUAGCCACCUUGCUGCAGCAGUUGCUCCAACCACUGCACCACCUGGGGUUACUCAAACUCCAUGCGGCAGUUGAGCCUCUGUCACCUCCAGCCAUGUGACCACCCACAAAGGCAGAGUCAGCAUCUUUUCUCUAUUCUGGAUCUUAGUGAAGGAGCCUGUCACUUUAAACACUAACAUAUAGUUUACGCCUGUGCACAUUUCUCACUACAUGCUGACACGUUUUUUUCUAGAACAAUCUUGAGCCUCUAAGCUGUACUCGUCAGCUGUAGUGGUUUCAGAAUGUUGUCUCGACUCCUUUUUGUUCUGUAUGACAGUAGUUGUUUGGUAGGGUUAUUCCCUACUUGCUGUGAGAACUGUGUGCUCAUUCUCACUCGCGCUGGUGUAGUGUUAAGUCACUGUUGGGUUUAGGAUGGCAAAUUGAUCCCAUGAAGAAUUUGGCCCACACUGUCAUAAAAGCUACGAGGACUUUCAUUGAAAUGACUUAACAGGGACGGCUUCCCACGUGGCUGUGUCCAGCUGUUUGUGUUGGGCUGGUUUAGCAGUCAGUCAGAACUUGGAUUCACUCAUGCCUCAACCCACAUUUGCACUGCCAAUGUAGCCUUACACCCCACGCCAUCCUCCACACACACACACGUACCACAGAACAACCUUCUGUGACAAGGUUGGACACUGAUUAUAGAUCGCCCCUUAUUUUGUAUUUUUAAUUUUUUUCCCUUUCAGUGUUUUUUGUCUGUUUUAUUGUCCUAUUUUUGGACAUUUCUUCUCUCUUUCUGUAAAGGUGUUCACCAAAGAGACUGUUAUGUUCUAUCUUUUUCAUUGUACUGCCUUUUUGAAGCUUUUAGUUCUAGUUCUUUUUAAACCGUUGUCGUCUUAGGGGAAAAACCAGAUGAACAACAGGUUAACAACGUUUACUGCUCACUGCUCUCAUCUCGUCUCCUUUUGAAACUUGUACAUAUGUAAACUUGUUAGGCUGCCCCCUAGUGGGUCGUUAUGUAUGAAGCUGUGUCAUCAGGCUCAUGUGACUGAGCUCUGGACCUUACAGAAAUAGUUUAAACCGACUCCUCUUCCCUCUGUGGUUCAGAUGAUCUGCUUUCUGUUUCCCCUGAGACAACUAAACUCAAGUGCCUUCUUGUCCCCUCCUUUUCACUCGCCCUCUUCGAUCUCCACUGAGUAUGGACCAAAGACAUUAGCCCCUCCCCCUCCCCUGACCACACCCUCACCUGGCGCCUCCUUCACUUUCAUUGGCUCCAGAUAAUCAGCACUUGGACCUCCCUGCCCAUGCCACGUCUGACUGGCACACUUCUCAUUUACUAUCAAAUAAAAAUUGUUAGCAAACGCA
Clupea harengus (Atlantic herring) is the source of this 5022-nucleotide messenger RNA. It is a transcript of the gene spats2, whose product is annotated as spermatogenesis associated serine rich 2. Gene Ontology annotation, molecular function: protein binding. Lineage: Eukaryota; Metazoa; Chordata; Actinopteri; Clupeiformes; Clupeidae. The record is from RefSeq and is a predicted model, not a curated record. Gene Ontology annotation, cellular component: cytoplasm.